GACCUCUCAAGUCUCCAAACAUCACUAAUCCGCGUCGGACAUUCACAUGCACAGGCCAUCACUGGCCCUGUUUGUUCAGAAAAACACAGGGACGAAUUUUCACCGAAACAACACUGUCCCGCGCGGCUCCGUGUGGCAGCAAACAGCGGCUCGCGCUGCCGCCUGUGUGCGUGUCGGAGGGACUUUGGUAAUGCUGCACUAUGACAGAUAGUGCGUUACAUGCGUCUGGACAUAUCUGCAGUGUUUUCUAGCCUGUUUGGUUUGGAGGAUUCGGAGAAGUGUUGGGAUUUUGCGCGGUGACAGCUGGACCGCCCUGCGCCUUCAUUGGAGGCAAUCAAGUAUCCGCUUCCCUUUAAGACAUUGUCCCAUUGCCAGUCAAUGUCCAGUAGCACGUGGCUGAGGCUGCCCUGUGGCUGAUCCUGACAAUGCUUUCCACUAACCGCUCCGGAGGUGCGUGGGGAUGAAAUGGAUGGAGCCCAUGGCCAGACCACCGCACCAGCUCCCGCCUCCAAGCAUGUCCAGCCGCAGCAAGUCUCCCCCCACCUCUGGAGAAGUUGCAGGCUCUAACUCCAUGGCAUGGGUGAAGAUGUUCAAAAAACCCGGAGGUGGCCUGAAGAAAUCCUACCAGCCUGGUAGCAUGCUGUCUCUAGCGCUCACUAAAGGCCUGCUGAAUGAGCCCGGGCAAAAUAGCUGCUUCCUAAACAGCGCUGUUCAGGUGCUUUGGCAGCUGGACAUCUUCAGGAGAAGUUUGAGGCAGCUCUCAGGUCACUUUUGUCUCGGUGAUGCCUGCAUUUUCUGUGCUUUAAAGAGUAUCUUCAGCCAGUUCCAGCAGAGCAGAGAGCGCGUGCUGCCCUCCGACAGCCUGCGUAAUGCCCUCGCUGAAACUUUUAAAGAUGAGCAGCGCUUCCAGCUUGGCCUGAUGGAUGAUGCUGCUGAGUGCUUUGAGAACAUCCUGGAGAGAAUUCAUUUACACAUAGUUUCAGACACUGCGACUGAUGCUUGUUCAUCCAAAUCCUGCAUCACCCAUCAGAAGUUUGCAAUGAUGCUUUAUGAGCAGUUUGUGUGUCGCUGCUGUGGUGCAUCUUCGGACCCACACCCCUUCACAGAAUUCGUACAUUACGUCUCAACCACUGCUUUAUGCCAACAGGUUGAUCGCAUGUUGGGGAAGAACGAGCGGCUGAGGUCAGACAUGUUUGGAGAAUUGCUGCAGGCAGCAAAUAACACUGGUGGUGACCUCCGAAGCUGCCCGAGUGACUGUGGUCAAAGUAUUAAGAUCCGCCGUGUUCUCAUGAACUGUCCAGAGAUUGUCACCAUUGGAUUUGUAUGGGAUGCCGAGCAGUCCGACCUCACAGACGAUGUCAUUCGGUCACUUGGCCCACGUUUGAACUUAUGCGGGCUUUUCAACCGUGUCACAGAUGAAAACGCCAAACGGAGUGAGCUUCAUCUGGUGGGAAUGAUCUGUUUUUCAAGUAAACAUUACUCUGCCUUUGCCUAUCACACCAAAUCUUCAAAAUGGAUGUUUUUCGAUGAUGCGACUGUAAAGGAGAUUGGGUCCAAAUGGAAAGACGUGGCCUCUAAAUGUAUCAGGGGACAUUUCCAGCCACUUCUUUUAUUUUACACCAACCCUGAGGGAUCUCCUGUGACUAAUGAAGAUGCACCAAGACAAACCACUAUGUGUCCUCGGUACAAAGCCCAAAUAAAUGGGGAUGUGUCAGUGAAACAUCCCAUUGGCAGUCCUAACAAAUUCCAGGAACCUUUCAUGGAGAAUUUGCAGAGACCAAGUGAGACAUCAAAAAAAGACAGAGGGCAUCGGAAAACGGACCCAUCACAACACAAAGACAUGGCACAUGCAAGAUCCUCAUCUCCUCCAGAGAAUGGAACGAGGCCCUCUGCGGACCAAAAAUUGAAAAGCUAUCCACGCACUGAGAAAUCAUCAAACCACUUAAGCAGAGGAUCUCACGAGCCACGUGGACAGUCUUUCAGUACGCAGGGUGGUGGGCACAGCCGGAGGAUCAACACUUCCCCAAGUCACCAUGAUCAGGAUACCAGUCAGGAGCAGUGGGAAAAAGGUGGAGGCGAAGGAAGCCGCAAUAAACCGAAGUCCACUUGGAGACCCAUUCGGGAGGUGUUAAAUGUGGACACUGUGCUGAACGAACUGGAGCAACGCCGACAGCAGCAACAUGACAGCCCGCGGCACAGUAAGCCUUCAGCCCAGGAAAGAGUGCAUGCCGAACAAAGCAGAGACCGCGAGCGGGAAUAUGUACGAGCCAGGGAGGAUCGGAAGCAGAAGUGUUUAAUGACCAUUUAUGAGGACGAGCAGCGGCAUGAGACUGAGAGCCACAGCUCUGUAGAGUCAGAGAGCAGGGCUAACCCACAGAGGGGCAGCAGACUUAAAGGUGGGCCCAAGACGCUGCUGCGCAGUGACACCUGGACCAUCCAAAGGACAGAGUCUGGCUAUGAGAGCAGCGAUAGACUCAGCAGUGGCUCCACCAAUCCUGACUCCCCCGGCGUUGAUUGCUUUGUUGUUAAAGACCAGAGAUCAACACCAGAGGCACAGCUGCAGAGUGUGCUCCACCAAAAAGGAGGCGAUGCCAAAUCAAGUAUAAUGUCCUCGCCAUCACACAAUGGUAAACAUCAACCCAAACCUCAGGGAAAGAACCAUGACCAAGUUUUACAUUCACAUCUAAAGUGCAGUCCAAGUGCGAGACGGAAAUCAAAGUACACUUCCAGUACUUCCAGAAAAGCAGCGUCCUCAGAGAGGGACUCCACUGGUUCAGAUAACAGGCCAAGCGAGCAGCAGGAGCUGACAAACUGUAGAGGGCACACUGGAGAAAGUACAGCCCUGAGGCACAUUACAAAAACCAGCAGCUCCGAGUGGAACAGCUCCGACGAUCUUGCUCUCUCUGAGCCCGAGGACAGAGAAAGCGCUUACCGCUCCAGCAACAGUGAGGCCAUCGCCUCCGAAUCCCAGUGUCCCCACAUGACCCUGCCAUACCACCCUCCCAGCAAUGUGACUGCAGAACCCCUCCAACUCCAACUGAACAAUCAGCGUCAGCUUGGCACGACAGGGUCACCUCACCUUCGAUCCACCCAGCGGACCUCUCCUCACCAGGGCGAAACAAGCCACGCAGUUUUUCGUCCAAGGAUGCUUCAAGAACCAUUUCCAUCGAGUCCUCGUCUUUCGUCCACAUCCUUCGCUAGUCCUCACAGGAGGCCUGACAUGUCAGGCCUCAGAACCUUCUCAGAUGCAAGCUCCAAGUCGGGCUCCGACCCUGAGAGGAGCACCCCAUCAUCGUGUGAAAGUGAGGAAAGACUGACUGGAUGCAGAGUGGAACAGGCAGCGCCGGCUCAAGAGGUUUCUCUAACAACAUACUUCACCGUGGAUAACUGUAUGACGGAAACAUACCGUCUCAAGUACCACAACCAGAGGCCUCUUGUCCUCUCUGCCACGGUGCCGCGGACAGUAGUUGUGGCUGAACGCAGAGAUACCAGCCACACACUCCCCACUGACACAUACUCACAAGACGUGCCAAAAGCCAGACCUGAAACAAGCCAUAAUAGCAAUAAACCCACUGCAAAAUGGAACCCAGUGACAGCCAAAGGACUGGAUGAACGUGGUUUUUUAUGAGUGUUACUUGGUAAGGUUUGUUUACAUGGAUGGGAAGAGGUCGGUAGAGUUCUAACUGGAUGCCAAAGAGUUUACAGAAUGGAAAUAUGUGCUGAAACUGAGUGGAAUUUAUUUAUGCAAGCUUGUCACAUAAGUAAAACCUAUUUCUAAAUGCUGUUGCGUAUCGUCUGACAGAUUAUCAACUAUCACGUACACUCUGCUGUCUUCCAUUGUCCCGCAGUAUUGCUGCAGGAAGAUUUUGUUUCAACCAAAAUCUUGACUGCUUUCAGUUUGCACAAAGGGUUCUUGAGUCUUUAUUAUUCUUUUUGAACACCUUAUGUCAGAUGUUUAUUUUUUAUAUUUGUGCAAUAGUUCUGCAAAAGUGUUGCAGAUUUUAAGAUAUAUUGGAGAGAUUAUGGUGUGAGCCACAGAAUGUUCAGAAAGUUAUGUUGCAGACACUUUAUCAGAUUAUGAUGUCAUUCUACACAAAAUAAAACCUACAGGUCGAAGGUUUGCAUCAUCAGCAGCAGGUUUUAGGUAGAUUUGCACCUGUCAAAAGAGUUACAUCUGAGCAGCUUACCGACUUUAUGCACAUCGAAGGCUUUGGGUCACCAGGGAACAGACAUUGCAACACUUACAUAUAUUCAGUUACUGAUUUGUUUAAAGUGUUAUCAUUUAUCAGCUAUUUUACAACAUCUAUGUGUUAAUGAAUGACUGAGGGCUGCCCCGUACCAGUCAACUUCUUUGGCUGUAAAAAUCUGUGGCAAAGAUUCUUCUUCUCUGAGGGAUGUAGGUCCUCCAAAUGGGAUUUCAGUCAGACAACACAUGUUUAAUGUGUUUAUUUCAGUAGCAGAACAGUUAGAGUUUGGUGUCCAGACUCCAGCCUCAUGACUACCCGCAGAUAUUUUUACAUGAGAUAUUGGGGAGUGACAAUUACGUAUUUUCCCCACUUGCCGGUGCCUGCAGGUGGAUGCUGGGGUGGAGGUGGGAUUAAAAGAGCAGGCAGCAAUACUGACUUAGGGCAGCAGCGACACUGACAAGGCAGAGAGAGUUUUGUAGAGGACAUAUGGAGAGCAAUGUGCGACGUGUGUGUAUGAAUCAGUGCAGCUCAAGUUGACUGACUAAACUAGCUCGCAGGUCCAUUUUUGUAUGAUUGUGUUCAGUUUCUGAUAGAGGUGGGGCCAAGUCCCAAGUCAAAUCUCAAGUCCUUAACUUGGAGUUUCAAGUCUCAAACAAGUCAUAAUGAGAGUUACAAUGUAUUACAUUUAGAAUUAGAAUUCUUGUGAAUGCUAUAUCUUAACGGCUUGAGGUAAUUUCUUCAGACUUGACACAAAUAUUCAUUUGGACUCAGUGAUGAGCUGAUUAGAUUUUGGUGGUCAUAGGUCAAAG
Plectropomus leopardus (leopard coralgrouper) is the source of this 4996-nucleotide messenger RNA. RefSeq names its product ubiquitin specific peptidase 53b (gene usp53b). The record is from RefSeq and is a predicted model, not a curated record. NCBI's taxonomy places the organism in Eukaryota, Metazoa, Chordata, Actinopteri, Perciformes, Serranidae. Gene Ontology annotation, molecular function: cysteine-type deubiquitinase activity. Gene Ontology annotation, biological process: sensory perception of sound; response to auditory stimulus; protein deubiquitination. Gene Ontology annotation, cellular component: cell-cell junction.